AUGGUCUUCUUCGGCCAGCCGCCGGAUCCCGCCGCGUUAAAGAAUUACUUCCCUGGCAUUUCAGCGAAAAGCUUCAGCCCUGCGUCGGCAUCUGUUUGCUACCGCGAAAGCAUCCAGAAGGAAAACAACGCGCGUAGCGAUGCUUACGAGAGCGAGAAACUCAGGCAAAGUCAGAGCUCCUCGAAAUCUACAGAGCGGCGGCUGGGCGAGACUCUUCCCGGCCAGGGAAGCAUCAGCUCUGCCUACAGCAGCAGAGGCUGGAAACAGGCGACCUCAGGACGCUGGCUGCCGCCCGAUUUCCCACCGACAAGUCCCGAUGCAGGUGCGAAUCGUCCCAUGAUGGACCCACCGAGAUCGGCGCAGUCAGAGCGGCCCAGAUUUCGAGGGCUGCCUGAUCUGCAUGUGACGGAUAUGUGGCGCACCACCAGCUGGUCCGACUUCGGCCCGAGCCGUUUGUCAGACGGUCCCGGUGCGAAUGCGCAUGACGAGCGAGUGGCCGAGCUGGUGAAAGCUCGCUGCGGUGCGCGGCAACGGCCUAGGAAGGUCACCAGCGUGAGUGAGCUAGACUUCAUUCCACGAGCUCCGUGGAUCGCCUGCACCAUUAUGGGCGCCAUUUUCCACAUCCAUCUUGAGCUUGAAGCGAGAUCCAGUCAGGCGCCCAUCUUUGAAGAGCUUGUCCGAGCGCACUUGCCUGACAUUGCUGUGAAGGUGGUCGCAGAUCAAGCCCUGCAGGAUCGGAUCUCGUCGCACAUCACUUUUCGGAAGAGCUCCAAGGCCAGGAAGGUCCUGGCAAGCCCGUUUAAUUUUGCGCCGUUCUACCUUCACGAAUACGUGAAAGAAGGUGAAGAGUCUCCUCGCCGGCUUAUCUACAUCGACACGGACACCGUGAUCAUGGGAGACUUGGGUGAGCUCCAGGACAUUGACCUUCAGGGGCACUCCUGCGCAUCUGUGAAGUACUGUUUGCAGAAACUGCAUCAGUACGUGGACUUCGAGGCCCUGCGUGAAUUGGGAUUCGCAGAGUUUGAUCCAGAGGCGUGCAUUGCAAAUCGGGGCCUUCUCGUCAUUGAUGUGGAGCGCUGGGUCGGCCAGGGGAUGACCGAAAAGAUCGAGUUUUGGAUGCAAAAGUACAAGGAUUCCAGCAAAGAUCUCUGGCAUGGCGGCAUGUCGCAGCCGCCUUGGCUCUUGGCAAUGAAGGAUGACUUUCUCGACUUGGGUGACAAGUGGAAUUGCAACUCCCUGGGCCGCGAAAACAUGGGCUAUUCAGAGGCACGCGUUCUGCGAGAGACGGGAUUUGACCAUGUCGCAGUUCACAAACUGGGUGCCAAAGUGGAUGAGUCGGGAUCCAUUUUUCCGUAUGUCGUGUCCUGCAGCCAGACUGGCAAACUCUUGCACUUCAACGGUGCAGUCAAGCCAUGGGCCAUCCAUCCUCAGCUUGGCCGCAAACUACCAGUUUGUGCCUUGCCGGAGAGCAUCCCGGUGGAUGAGCAUUUUGCCUGGUCAGCACAAGUGAAGAUCUUCUGCAAGCCGGUGAACUUCGUGCACUGCGUGGACAUCUGGAAGCGCUACAUUUCGGACGAGACCGAGUGUGCGCUGCGCAACUUCGAUGAGGAGUGGGCGGAGGAGGAGCAGAUGUGGGCCGCCAACCAGCACGACGAGCAAGAGAAGUUGGAUCUCCAGAAGAAGGCUAAGCAGAAGGAACGAAGCUACAAGCAGGAGCUGGACAAGGAGGAAAUGCAGGCAAGGGAGAUGGGGCAGGCAGUGCUCCAGAAAGUUGACGAGCUCAGUGAUGCUGCGCAGCAGAGGGAGCGCGAGGCAGACCUCGAGCGCUGGCAACUGGAGCAGCGGGAUUUACCGGUCCAAUGA
Molecule: messenger RNA, 1863 nt
Organism: Symbiodinium necroappetens
Lineage: Eukaryota; Dinophyceae; Suessiales; Symbiodiniaceae
Source: the annotation of a GenBank genome assembly